AGAACACAACGACCCUUUAUUGUUUUCCUGGAGGCCGGCCUCUCUCUGGACGCCACAAUAAUCUUACAAUAUCGUGCUGAUAUUUGUACAGAUUCGUGUGUGCGGUUAUCGCUGCAGGAUGGACAGCCCACAGAAGAGAACCGCGUCUUCGUCUACAGCUUCGUCAGAGCCUCCCCAGAAGUCAGCACGACCUAGCAGCCCAGCUGACAGAUCGUCGUGGUGCACGCAGUGCUGGAAGCACCCGGACGACAAGUGUUCCGGGGACGAGCACCGCGUCCUCCCCUUGGAGGACGCCAAGCUCGAGGCCAGGAAGGCCCUGGACGACACACACCGGGCGUGGGAGGCCCAGCAAGAGCGGCUAGCUGCGGUCGAGGAGGCCGGCGAGCCCACCGUCCUGGAGCUCAGCAUUCCGGAAGGGACGGGAGACGAGGGACAGUAUCUGGAAGAAGGGUCGAUGAUGAUCAGGAUGGCCGUCACUUUCGCACUCAAUGAAGAAGAGAAGGAGAAUGUCAUCGAAGCCAUGAAGGAGCAGAAGAUGUUAUUUGAAAUGGAAUUGGAUACGAACGAGAAAGAAGUAGCUGCACGGGGAUCUGUAAACGCGUCACGUAUGGCCUCGGUCAUUCAGAAGCUUCCGUUGUGUGUGGAUGGGCAGAAGCUGCCUGCGUGCACAGUCCUGUGCUAUCCUGAUGAGCAGAGCCUUGAGGUGUAUGACAAGCCCUGUUCCAUAGGCAAGGCACAGGUGCGUCGCAAGGUUCGUGUGUUUGGGCGAGUGACGAACGAUUUCAGUCUCCGUGCUUUCAGAUAUGAGUGCUGCGAUUAUUUUAUGAAGGGUGACGCCCCCUCUGAAGAUCCAGUCGAGAUUGAGAUCGAAGACGUUCAGUUUGUCGAUUAGGCCGUAUAUGGAGGCCUACUUUCUCCGCCCAAGAGAUUUAAGUAGCUCUCCGUGAACGAUGCUUUCAUCAUUAUCCAGGAAUUCAAAUUAUUCUUAUUGUAAAUUUAUUUUUAAGUUUGCCAAAGGGGCAGUGAAAAUAAAAAGUUUUCUUUUACCUCAUAA
This is a messenger RNA of Frankliniella occidentalis (western flower thrips), 1054 nucleotides long. RefSeq lists its product as uncharacterized. NCBI's taxonomy places the organism in Eukaryota, Metazoa, Arthropoda, Insecta, Thysanoptera, Thripidae. The record is from RefSeq and is a predicted model, not a curated record. The coding region runs from base 119 to 892 and encodes 257 amino acids. The transcript has 2 exons.